UCUCGAUCUCGCGGACGUGAUGAUCGACCUAGAUCAAGGUCCCCUCGAGGUCGAAGUCAUGGAAGAAGUCAAAGAGAGGAUAGCUAUGAUGAUGAUCGCCAUGAAAGAACUGAAAAGCGAAGGGAUCGUGAAGAGAAACGUCAACGAGAGCAUUAUUCUGUAGCCCCAUCUGCAACUGUUGUUGUGAAGGGUCUCUCGCAGAAAACAACUGAAGAAGAUCUGUAUCAAAUCCUUGCUGAAUGGGGACCCCUUCGGCAUGUCCGUGUGAUCAAAGAACGAAAUUCUGGCAUUUCUCGUGGUUUUGCUUUUAUUGAUUUUCCUACUGUGGGAGCAGCACGGGCAAUGAUGGAUAGGAUUGGGGAUGAUGGUCUUGUUGUGGAUGGCAAGAAGCUCUGUUUUGAGUACAGCAGCAAGCCAACUGGGGGGACAGGUGGAUCUUUUGGUCAAGAAAGUGCUGGGAGGUCAGGUCAUGCUAAUCAUAAAAGCAUCAUGGUGCCAUCUGAUUGGAUGUGCAUUAUUUGUGGUUGCGUCAAUUUUGCACGACGAACAUCCUGCUUUCAGUGUAAUGAGCCGCGGACAGAGGAUGCUCCACCAGCAGAUAUGACUUUAUCAAAUCCUGCAUCAUUAGGAAAGAAAGGAUCAGAUGCAGGCCCUACUCAUGUUUUGGUCGUGCGUGGAUUAGAUGAAAAUGCUGAUGAGGAAAUGCUUCGCUAUGAGUUCUCCAAACAUGCUCCGAUUAAGGAUCUUCGUCUUGUCCGGGACAAGUUCACUCAUGUUUCAAGAGGAUUUGCAUUUGUACAUUUCCAUUCGGUAUGCAAUCUUUGCUCUAGUGGUAAGAUCUUAAGAGUGGCAUAUGCAAAGAGCAUUCUUGGUCCUGGAUCAGGGACAUCGGGAUCUUCACACUCCAGCAGCCUUGCGGCUGCUGCAAUUGAGGCAGCAGCAUUUUCUCAGCAGUAUGAUGCUGUUGGAUGGGCUCCAAAAGAAUAUAAUCCCGAUGACAAACAGUCCACUGGAGGACAAGAGCAAGGUGGUGCACAAGUGUCAGUUCAGAAAGAUGGUUCUGCCCCACAGUCUGGUUUUGUGUGGGAUGAAGCAUCCGGUUAUUACUAUGAUGCCGCUUCUGGAUUUUAUUACGACGGCAAUACAGGUCUUUAUUAUGAUGGUAACAGUGGGAUUUGGUAUUCAUAUGACCAUCAAUCACAGCAGUAUAUUCCUUGCACUGAGCAGAAUGAUAAGAAAGCUUCUGUCCAGCAAAAUGAACCUUCUAAAACAGAUGCUUCCAAUAAUAAGAAAGUAGUGAUUUCUGCACCAGCUGCUACUGUAACAUCAGUUGAGAAGGCAGCCUCCUUACCUGAUGCAGUUCAGGCUGCUGCAGCAGCAGCUAUUGCUGCAGAGAAAAAGGAGAAGGAGAAGGCAAAAGAAAUAAAGCUUGCUUCAAAGAGCAGUAUUCUGGCUAACAAGAAAAAAAUGAAUAAUGUAUUGACAAUGUGGAAGCAGAGGAGUCAUGAAGGUCAGGCAACUCGAUUGGCACUGGAUGACAAUCCACCAAGUGUUUCAGCUGAGGAUAGAUCCUUUUCAGUUGGACAGUCCACAAAGAACAAGUUAAAACCUGAUAUGCCGAAUGCAAAGGAGAAUACUUUGUCCAGUUGAGUUACUGCAACUACUGUAGCUGCACAGCCCAUAAGCAAUAGCUCAAGUGGCAUUUAGGGGGUCAUAAGAAGUUCUGGAAGGGGAUUGUGGAGUCAGAUGCAUCAUACUCGGGAUCAUCCACUUGUGAGACAUGUUGUCUUGAUGAAUUUCAAAGAUCGAGAUUUUGGAUUCCGAAAGGGUUCUUUGGAUCCAACACCAUUCCCUCCUGGUGUUGGUGGAGGACGUGGAAUUACAGCAGAAAAUGUUCAGAGUUAUGAAGUAAUUACAGCAGAUAAAGCAAUUGAUGAGAGCAACGUGGGUAACCGGAUGCUUCGUAGUAUGGGCUGGCACGAAGGCUCGGAAAAAGAUGGAAGUGGAAUGAUAGAGCCAGUGCAAGCACAAGCUGUGGAAAAUAGAGCGGGGCUGGGGAGUCAACAGAAAAAGGUUGAUCCAAGCCUUGAGGUGCAGGCAGGGGACAGUUACAAAACUCUUAUUCACAAGAAGGCGCUUGCUAGGUUCCGCGAGAUGUCGUAAGUAGACGAAAAUGAAACUCGCACCAUGAACAAAUGUCAUGGCUUGGUGUCAAUAUCUUACCGGGUGGAUGGACAUAGGCUAAAACUUGUUUAGAACUUGAAAUUGUGUGUAAGCCCAGAACUGGAUUUGUCUUACAUGCUUGCUUGCAACUGUCCUUUGUAGAAGAUAGGCUCUGUAGAUCAUGUAAAAACAAGACAGAAGAAUCUUCAGACUUAAAAAAUUUUUGUCUGCCUUUAUUGGGGAGAUAAUGUCGGAGCUUCCACCAUUUUUACAGAUUGGCUACUGUUAUUA
This is a messenger RNA of Carica papaya (papaya), 2454 nucleotides long. The record is from RefSeq and is a predicted model, not a curated record. Lineage: Eukaryota; Viridiplantae; Streptophyta; Magnoliopsida; Brassicales; Caricaceae.